UCGGAAUUCUAUUAUUUUAGGAUAACGUUCAUAAAUGUAAGACAAAAUUUUAAGUUAACUAAAAAUAUCAAAAUAAAUCAAAAUUUAAAGUAAUUUUUAUUCCGAUCUACAAGACAGAUUCAGCACGAUGGUGAAAUGCAGGCGGUGCAUACCCUGCGUUGCCGUUAAGACUAGCAAAAGUCGAGAACUCAGGGGUGGAAUUCUUUACACAGACUGUUUCUGUUUGCGACGAAACGGUUUACAAUAUGACUGCAAGAGGAGUGGCUGUCAAAACUCACCAGAAUGUGAACUAAUACCGGCACCUUUAUGUGAACCAUCUAAAGUUGCAUGCCAAACGCAUUGCAAAAACCCUCAUGCUGAAGCAUUGUCGUCCAUUUGCAAAAUGCAACCUCGUAAAUAAGUCUCAAGUGAAUUAAGAUUAUCCCCAGAGUUCAAGAUGGCCCAACCCAAAAUGUUUGAAGAAUUACCAUGAAUAUCAAGCUUUAUUCGUAUACGUACUCUUCAAGAGUACCUCAAAAUACUGUCACAUAAGAAGAUUUUAAAUUCAGAAGACAAAAAAUACAGACACAUCAAAAGAACAAACAUUUUGACAGAAGAAGUUUUGACUUCGACUAUUUCAGAUGUAUUUAAUUUUAUUGUAAAAAAAUUGCAAAUUUCUCAAAAUUCUAAAUUUUUCAAGUGAUUUUUUCUACACAAAUCUUUCUAAUCUUUUCAUGAUUGUAUAAGCUAAAAUAUCAAUAAAUUUUUAGAAAAACCCCCUCCUCCGUAUAAUUUUGUCAUCUUCGGUAGGACUGCGAUUUCUUGAUUUUCCACCAUGUGUACUCCUUGCGGUCCCAUGAUAUGCUACAAAUAUGAAGACUGCGGUCCUCCGAAAGGAAAAGCUUCUGAUGGAGCGGCCAGAGCGGAGGAGGGUGGCGCGGAAAAAAAGGAUGAAAAAGAAAACCAGCUUAAACGAACAAAGAGCCGUGAACUGCGCGGAGGGAUUAUGUACUACAGCUGCCAUUGCAUCAAGCGCAAUGGGCUCCAGCAUGACUGCCGUCGCACUGGAUGUGGCGGCGAGCCGGCUUGCCUAGUCCUGCCGGAUCCACUGUGUGCGCCCAGCCAGUUGGCUCGCGCUCGAGGACUCGCAGAUCCCGAGCCCUUUGCAGCGCAUCUUCGCGCCCAAGGGGGCAAUGCAUCGGGAGGUGCAGCAGAUUCUGGUUCCGGGGGAGGCAAGAGGUUCAUUGUGUGCGAACUCAAGGGUAUCGUCCCAGAUGCUUCCAUGGACAAGUCUGGCAAGUGCUGUUGCUCCUCGUCGGGCGGCGGUGGUGCGUCGAGUAGUGGCGGUCCAGCGGCGGGCCUGCCGGUGUUGGUGAUGAAGCUCUGCUAACGAGUACAACGGCGCACACCGAAGUUCGAAGGCUUAAGAAAAAGUGCAAAAUACUAUUAUAUACCUUACUAAUCGUGAAGAAUAAAAGAUAUUUUUUUUAAA
Messenger RNA from Ostrinia nubilalis (European corn borer), 1471 nucleotides. RefSeq lists its product as uncharacterized. The coding region runs from base 815 to 1369 and encodes 184 amino acids. The record is from RefSeq and is a predicted model, not a curated record. The transcript has 5 exons. Lineage: Eukaryota; Metazoa; Arthropoda; Insecta; Lepidoptera; Crambidae.